Messenger RNA from Folsomia candida, 1761 nucleotides. RefSeq names its product zinc finger protein 271. The record is from RefSeq and is a predicted model, not a curated record. Gene Ontology annotation, cellular component: nucleus. Bases 348 to 1451 code for a protein of 367 amino acids. Gene Ontology annotation, molecular function: DNA-binding transcription factor activity, RNA polymerase II-specific; RNA polymerase II transcription regulatory region sequence-specific DNA binding. NCBI's taxonomy places the organism in Eukaryota, Metazoa, Arthropoda, Collembola, Entomobryomorpha, Isotomidae. Gene Ontology annotation, biological process: regulation of transcription by RNA polymerase II. The transcript is spliced from 6 exons.
UUUGAAUUCACGAACUUACUGACUACGCCCGAUUGUUGGAAUAUUAAUGACUCGAGUUGUAAAUUACAACUUGUAAUUUACAAAUAUUAUAAAUAAUGUUCGUUGACGAAAAGUAAUGCAAAAUUAUUUGUGCUGCACACAGCACACCGCACCGCACCACUCUUUUUAAGGAGUGAGUACACAAACACAUGUAGAAGAUGCAGUGUCAGUGACACUGUGUCACAUUUCCCAGAAUUAUUCGACUGAAAGAAUUUUUCCCAUCAGUGAGCACAUUGCCUUGAAAUCUGAUGUUCGAGUUAGAUUUUUAAGUGUUUUUAAGUGUUGAAAGCCUACGAAAAAAUAAGACCAUGACACCAACCAUUGUAACGGACGGAGAUGAUGCUGAUGUCGCCAGGUUGAAAGAUACCAUUUCCAGUCUUGCUAAACAACUUGACAUUCUUCAGAAAUUUCUCCAACUCAAGUUUGGAAGGGAAUUUGACGUUUUUCUUAGUGAUAAGAACGAAAUCUCUGCAACCACACCCAUUUGCCACCAGGAUACUGCACAACUUGAUGAUAUAAAAGUAUUCGCCGAGCCUCCAAUAUUAAUCCAAAAUCAUGAAUUCAAAUGUGAUGUAGAUGAACAAGUCGCUGAAAAGCGUGUCCAUGAGACUGUCAGCAACGAUACAACACCUGGCACUAAAGAGCCCAAGGCCUCCAAACCCAAACUGAAAUCAAGAAAUCCAACUCUCGGAACAAGAAAAAUAUGUGGUGUCCCCAUUAAGAAGAAUAAAGCCGGAAACGUCAUAUGUUCAUUGUGUCACAAGGAAUUUUUGGGACCUCAAGCAUCUCGUAAUUUAAGGAAUCAUUUAGAAGUUCACAAUACAGAUCGUAAAUAUGACUGUCCACAUUGUCCCAAAAAAUUUUCUCAGAAAAGACCACGAAGAACACACAUCCAGAGAAUGCAUCAGAGAGAUAAAGUCCUAAUUCAUGGCUGCUUUUCAUGCGAGAAGAAGUUUUGUUCUCCACAAGAGUUAACAAUUCACGAAAGAAUACACACAGGGGACAAGCCGUUCGCCUGUGAUAAGUGCCAGUACAAAUGCUCUCAACUUCACAACCUGUUAAGGCAUCAGCAAUCCAUUCAUUAUCAUGAAAAGUUAAUUUGCUAUCAAUGUGGAAAGUCUUUCGCAUCAAAAAGGGGACUAGCUCAGCAUGAAGAGAAACAGCAUUCAUCCGACGACCCCUUUGGAAUUGAACAAAGGAAAAUUUCCUGUGACAUCUGCCAAGAUCGAUUUGUCAGUAAACAAGCCUUAACUAAGCAUUUAAAAACCGUGCACAAUAUAAUUCCGGAUAGUAAACCAAGACCAAGCAAAGCGAAAAAAACGAAAAAAAAUCAAGCUGACCCGGAAACAAGUUUUUCUGCGAUUGAAGUGACUCUUGCUGAGGUGGAAUUAGAAGAAGUGCCCUAUGCAUGAUUAAAGUCAUGAAACAAUUAAUGUUCUUACGUAAAAGACGGAAUUUAAUUUGCAAGCAGCAGCGUGCUCCCAUUUAUUUUGUGUUUUAUAAUUUUAUAAAAAACAAGUAGUUUACUCUGUUGACAAACUAUAUUAAGUAGUAUUAUUACAAUUGUUAUUUAUCAAUACAACUUUUCUACAGCUAUAAAAUUAACUAUUUAUAUUUAAAAACACAAUUUACGGAAUAAAUAGUACCUCUGCUGCUGGUCAGAUUUAUGAAUAUUAUGAAUAAAGCAGUCACUGUGCCUGAUUGGCUGUCAUAAUAAUGAUA